Molecule: messenger RNA, 1068 nt
Organism: Colletotrichum abscissum
Lineage: Eukaryota; Fungi; Ascomycota; Sordariomycetes; Glomerellales; Glomerellaceae
Product: methyltransferase domain-containing protein
Exons: 10
Coding region: 1-1068 (355 amino acids)
Molecular function (GO): methyltransferase activity
Source: RefSeq, a predicted model, not a curated record
AUGGACGUCGACGACGAUCUUGAAUUGCAAGAUGAGGGGACAAAUGCCGAGGAGAUGGACUCUGAUCUCGACUCUGCGAUUGAGGAUAUGGAGCCGCCCGCGCAGCCCGAUCUUCUUUCAAUAACGUCAGAUAUUUUCGAGUAUCAGUUUGAAAACGGCAGAUCGUACCAUUCGAUGAGCGAAGGCAAAUAUGCGUAUCCGAAUGACGAUCUGGAACUCAUACGUUACGGUACGUGUUACCAUUGGUUCCCUUCCCUGCAACUUUACUCACAGCGAGUAGAUCUUCAACAUCAUCUGUGGUUGAUCACACUCGAUGGAGAAUUAGCGACAAGCCCUGGGAGAGAGACGGCAAGGCGAGUUCUGGAUCUGGGAACCGGAACUGGAAUCUGGGCGAUUGACUUUGCCGAUGCAUAUCCCGGCUCUGAGGUUAUCGGUGUGGACUUAAGCGCCAUUCAACCUGACCUGGUUCCCGCCAACUGCAGUUUUGAGGUAGAUGACCUCGAGCUCGACUGGCCUUGGGAACAACCCUUUGACUAUAUAUUUAAUCGGUCCUGUUCAGGCAGUUGGUCAGAUUUUCGAUCUAUGAUCCAAAGAGCAUACGAUCAUCUGGAGCCCGGUGGCUACUUCGAGGUUCAAGACCUCGAGCUUCCAUCUCACUGUGACGACGGUUCCGUGCCACCGGACGCCGCUCUCUACCGCUGGCAACACGCGCUUGUGGAUGCCUCAAACGAGGUGGGUCGGCCUAUCAACUACGCUGUAGACUGUCUUGACGAUCUUCACAACGUUGGCUUCAUCGAGAUACACCACCAGAUCUACAAAUGGCCUUUCAACAACUGGCCCGAUGACCCAAAACUCAAGGAAGCCGGUCGAUGGAACUGCGCGAAUCUCGAUAUGGGCCUCGAGGCGUUUUCUUUGGGCCUCUUGACCAGAGUAAAGGGCUGGACGCGAGAUGCCGUUGAGGAGUUGUGUGCAGAGGUCAAGAAGGAGGUGAAGGAUACGAGGCUGCAUGCCUACUGGAGACAACACGUUAUCUAUGCUCGGAAACCUUGUAAACCAUCAAUAACAUAG